AUGAGCUUGGCGGGCAUGGCUACCGGACAGCGGUCCUCCACCUCCGCGACCCCAGGCUCCCGGGGCGCGUCGCGUCCGCGCCAGCGCUACUCCACUAUGCUCCAGCACUCUGGGCCGCAGGGUGCGCAGCUCGGACUCAGCGAUGCGCAGAAGCGGGUCCUGGAUUUGGAAAAGAGUCUGCAGUUCCUGCAACAACAGCACUCAGAGACGCUGGUCAAGCUCCACGAGGAGAUCGAGCACCUCAAACGGGAAAACAAGGAUCUCCAAUACAAGCUAAUAAUGAAUCAGAAGCCACAGAAGAAAGGCAGCACCUCCAAUUCCAGCUUUCAGUCCAUCAAGUCCAUUUCAAAUUCAUCAGUGUCAGCCAACUCUCAAGGCAAGGCCAGGUCCCAGCCAAGCCUCUCCAAGAAGCAAGACUUGAAAGCCAGUGUUUCCCACAAGAUGGGCCCAGAUGAGGAGCCACCGGUUGCUGCCUUGCUUCACAAGCUGGACAAAGUCCCCGGGCCCCAGGGGACGUCCAAAGACGACGAAGUGGAGAUCUCUAACCCAGCAGCAACCUUGGCAGCGGGCAGCCAGCACAAGGGCAAGCAGGCAAUGGGGGCACCGCCCUGGAUGAGCUUGCCCCCAACCAUGCGCAAGCCCACCACGCUUCAACAGUGUGAGGUGAUCAUCCGCCAGCUGUGGAACGCCAACCUCUUGCAGGCCCAAGAGCUGCAGCACCUAAAGUCCCUUCUGGAAGGGAACCAGCGGCUCAAGGCUGCCCCUGAGGAGGCUGGGCUGAGUUCUCCCAAGGACCAGGAGGCCCUUCAUCCAGGGACCACGCAGUUCCCCAAGGUCCCCACCAAGGGCGUCUCUAAGAAAUGCCUGAUUCUGAGCCCAACACCCAUGGUGGAGCGUGCCAUCCUGCCUGCACUGAAACAGACUCUGAAGAGUAACUUUGCAGAGCGGCAGAAAAGACUACAGGUCGUGCAGAGCAGGCGACUGCACCGCUCCAUGCUCUGA
This is a messenger RNA of Condylura cristata (star-nosed mole), 1002 nucleotides long. It is a transcript of the gene CCDC74B, whose product is annotated as coiled-coil domain containing 74B. Lineage: Eukaryota; Metazoa; Chordata; Mammalia; Eulipotyphla; Talpidae. The coding region runs from base 1 to 1002 and encodes 333 amino acids. The record is from RefSeq and is a predicted model, not a curated record. The transcript has 8 exons.